Parnassius apollo (apollo) is the source of this 372-nucleotide messenger RNA. The record is from the annotation of a GenBank genome assembly. Lineage: Eukaryota; Metazoa; Arthropoda; Insecta; Lepidoptera; Papilionidae.
AUGAUGGCUAUGAUGUUGUCGAAGACGUUGACGACGACGGUGACGAUGACGAUGACGGUGACGUAUGACGUUGAUGAUGAAUAUGACGAUAAUGAUGGUGGUGACGAUGAUGUGAUGACAUUAAUGAUGACGAUGAUUAAGAUGACGAUGAUGACGAUGAUGCUGUCGAAGACGUUGACGACGACGGUGACGAUGACGAUGACGGUGACGGAUGACGAUGAUGAUGAAUAUUACGAUGACGAUGGUGGUGACGAUGAUGAUGACGAAUGUGAUGACGUUAAUGAUGACGAUGAUGAAGAUGACGAUGAUGACGAUGAUGCUGUCGAAGACGUUGACGACGACGGUGACGAUGACGAUGACGGUGACGGAUGA